AUGGAACAGAGUGAGGAAUACCAAAGUUUUGGCUGCAAAGAAACUGGCUUCACAACAAAUCGAGAUGUUUCAUCACAUACCCCAACUGCAGGAUCCAAAUCAGCAGAAUCUUCAACACUUAAACUUAUUUCUACAAAUACUAUACCCACCACGUCCUCCAAUCGAUCAACACAGAUACCAACGAUCUCACCCCAAGCAUCAAUUCAGACACCCACUCAUGCCUCAGGUGGCUUCACAACAUCUCCAGAUGUUUCAUCACAAACACCAACUGCAACAUCAGAAUCACCAGAAGCUCCAACACUAAAAACCCUUUCCAUAAAUACUGUACCCAACACAUCCUCCAAUGGAUCAACUGAGAUUCCAGCCAUUUCAAACUAUUCAUCAAUUCCGACAUUGACUCAUGCUUCAGCUGGCUUCACAACAAAUCAAGAAGUUUCAUCACACACCCCAACUGCAGGAUCCAAAUCAGCUGAAUCUUCAACACUUAAACUUAUUUCUACAAAUACUAUACCCACCACACCCUCCAAUCGAUCAACAGCGAUUCCAACUGUUUCACCCUAUUCAACAAUCCAGACGCCGACUCAUGCUGCAGGUGGCUUUACAACAUCUCCACAUGUUACAUCACAAAUACCAACAGCAUCGUCAGAGUCACCAAAAUUUUCAACACUUAAAACUCCUUCCACAAAUACAACACACAGCACAUCUUCCAAUGGAUCAACGGAGAUUCCAGCCAAUUCAACCUAUUCAUCAAUUCCAACAUGGUCUCGUGCUUCAGGUAGCUUCACAACAUCUCCAGAUGUUUCAUCACAAACACCAACUGCAACAUCAGAAUCUCCAGAAACUCCAACACUAAAAACCAUUUCCAUAAAUACUGUACCCGACACAUCCUCCAAUGGAUCGACUGAGAUUCAAGCCAUUUCAAACUAUUCAUCAAUUCCGACAUUGAACCAUGCUUCAGCUGGCUUCACAACAACUCGAGAAGUUUCAUCACACACCCCAACUGCAGGAUCCAAAUCAGCAGAAUCUUCAACACUUAAACUUAUUUCUACAAAUACUAUACCCACCACACCCUCCAAUCGAUCAACAGCUGUUUCACCCUAUUCAACAAUCCAGACGCCAACUCAUGCUGCAGGUGGCUUCACAAUAUCUCCAGAUGUUUCAUCACAAACACCAACUGCAACUUCAGAAUCACCAGAAUCUCCAACACUUAAAAUUCUUUCCACAAAUACAAUCCUCCAAUGGAUCCACUGA
Messenger RNA from Hemiscyllium ocellatum (epaulette shark), 1251 nucleotides. Its product is annotated as mucin-2-like. NCBI's taxonomy places the organism in Eukaryota, Metazoa, Chordata, Chondrichthyes, Orectolobiformes, Hemiscylliidae. The record is from RefSeq and is a predicted model, not a curated record. The transcript has 8 exons. Bases 1 to 1251 code for a protein of 416 amino acids.